AUGUGGCUCAUCUUGCUUCUGCUGAGUGGGCUGAGUGGACUUGGCGGCCCUAGCGAGCCCCAAACAGAAGGCACUCGUGAGAAAUUACACGUGCAAGUCACAGUGCCAGAGAAAAUCCGGUCCGUCACAAGCGAUGGCUACGAAACACAGGUGACCUACAAUCUCAAAAUCGAAGGAAAAAUGUACACCUUGAACCUAAUGCAAAAAGCGUUCUUGCCUCCCAACUUUAGAGUCUACAGUUAUGACAACUCAGGAAUCAUGAAGCCUCUUGAGCAGAAGUUUCAGAAUAUCUGCCACUUCCAAGGAUACAUUGAAGGUUAUCCAAAUUCUAUGGUGAUUGUUAACACAUGUACUGGACUCAGGGGUUUUCUUCAAUUUGGAAACGUUAGCUAUGGAAUUGAACCUCUGGAAUCUUCCAGUGGUUUUGAACACGUGAUCUACCAAGUGGAAUCUAAGAAAGGAGACACACUACUCUACGCCGAGAAGGAUAUCGAUUUAAGAGACCUGCAAUAUAAGAUAAGAAGUAUCAAGCCACAUCGAAUCAUCUCUCACUAUCUGGAAAUACAUGUUGUAGUUGAAAAGCAAAUGUUUGAGCAUAUCGGGGCUGAUACAACCAUUGUCACUCAAAAGAUUUUCCAGUUGAUUGGACUGACAAAUGCUAUCUUUGCCCCCUUUAAUCUUACAGUAAUUCUGUCUUCCCUGGAAUUUUGGAUGGAUGAAAACAAAAUCUCGACCACAGGUGAUGCUAACAAGUUGCUCUACCGGUUCCUGAAGUGGAAACAGUCGUACCUUGUUCUGCGACCACAUGAUAUGGCGUUUUUACUUGUCUACAGGGACACUACUGAUUACGUUGGCGCCACCUACCAAGGGAAGAUGUGUGACAAGAACUAUGCAGGAGGUGUUGCUCUGCACCCCAAAGCCGUAACUCUGGAAUCACUUGCCAUUAUUUUAGUUCAGCUGCUGAGCCUCAGCAUGGGGAUAGCAUACGACGACGUGAGCAGGUGCCGGUGCGGAGUGCCCGUCUGCGUCAUGAACCCGGAAGCACUUCAUUCCAGCGGGGUCAGGACCUUCAGUAACUGCAGCAUGGAGGACUUCUCCAAGUUUAUCACGAGUCACAGCUCCCAUUGUCUUCAGAACCAACCACAGCUACAGCCAUCUUACAAGAUGGCAGUCUGUGGAAAUGGAGAGUUGGAAGAAGAUGAAGUUUGCGACUGUGGAAGUGAGGGCUGUGCAGACAGGCCUCCACCAUGCUGUAAUCCCACCACCUGUAAGCUGUCAGAGGGUUCCGCUUGCUCCAACGGAAUGUGCUGCGACACGAAAUGCAAGCUGAAGGCAAAGGGGGAACUCUGCAGGCCUGCUGCUCAGGAGUGUGACCUCACAGAGUACUGCAACGGCACGUCCGAAGUGUGCGACCAAGACUUCUUUGUUCAAGACGGGCACCCGUGUGCAGAUAGCAAGUGGAUCUGUAUUAACGGCACCUGCCAGAGUGGAGGACAGCAGUGCCAAGAUCUGUUUGGCCCCGAUGCAGACUAUGGUACAAACGAAUGUUUUGCGGAGCUGAAUUCCAAAAGUGACAUAUCUGGGAGCUGCGGUAUCACUCCUACGGGCUACAAGGAAUGCGCACCUAAUGACCGGAUGUGUGGGAAAUUAAUAUGUAAAUACCAAAGUGAAAAUAUACUUAAAAUAAGGUCUGCCGUUGUUAUUUAUGCCAAUAUAAGCGGGCACAUCUGCAUUUCCCUGGAAUAUCCCCACGGUCAUAAUGAGAGCCAGAAGAUGUGGGUGAAAGAUGGAACCAUCUGUGGAACAAAGAAGGUUUGUUUGAAUCACGAAUGCAUAGAAGACACUUUCUUGAACUAUGAUUGCACCCCAGAAAAAUGCAACCACCAUGGUGUAUGUAAUAACAAGAAGCAUUGCCACUGUGACCCCACAUACUUACCUCCAGAUUGUAAAAAUAUAGACGAUUCAUGGCCUGGUGGGAGCAUUGAUAGUGGCAACCAGCAACGGGCUGAGUCAAUACCUGCACGGCCCUACGUUGCAAGUGCUUACCGCCCCAAGUCUCCACGGUGGCCAUUUUUCUUGAUCAUCCCUUUCUACGUUGUGAUCCUUGUCCUGAUCGGGAUGCUGGUAAAAGUGUAUGCCCAAAGGAAAAAAUGGAGAAUGGAAGACUUCUCAAGCGAAGAGCAAUUUGAAAGUGAAAGUGAAUCCAAAGACUAG
Messenger RNA from Apodemus sylvaticus (European woodmouse), 2214 nucleotides. RefSeq names its product ADAM metallopeptidase domain 2 (gene Adam2). Bases 1 to 2214 code for a protein of 737 amino acids. Gene Ontology annotation, cellular component: plasma membrane. The record is from RefSeq and is a predicted model, not a curated record. Gene Ontology annotation, molecular function: metalloendopeptidase activity. Lineage: Eukaryota; Metazoa; Chordata; Mammalia; Rodentia; Muridae. The transcript is spliced from 20 exons. Gene Ontology annotation, biological process: binding of sperm to zona pellucida; proteolysis; cell adhesion.